CCGGCAUUCGGCCGGCGGCGCCUUUGAUGUUCGGACCCGCCAGCUCCCGGAGCCGCUCUGCCCCGCGCCCUAGCCCGCGCCUGUAGCCCGCCCAGGCGGAGUCAGCCCGCGCUCCGCCCGCCGCGAUCCGGGCUCGGAGGUUCGGACUCCGGGCUCGCCGCCCCCCGGGCCGGCUCCGCGCCCCGCACUCCCGGCGCCCCGCGCCCCGGCGGGCGGAGCGCACCAUGCCGCAGCUGGACUCCGGCGGGGGCGGCGCGGGCGGCGGCGACGACCUCGGCGCGCCGGACGAGCUGCUGGCCUUCCAGGAUGAGGGCGAGGAGCCGGACGACAAGAGCCGCGACAGCGCCGCGGGUCCCGAGCGCGACCUGGCGGAGCUCAAGUCGUCGCUCGUGAACGAGUCCGAGGGCGCGGCCGGCGGCGCGGGAAUCCCGGGGGUCCCGGGGACCGGCGCCGAGACCCGCGGCGAGGCCGAGGCUCUCGGGCGGGAGCACGGUGCGCAGAGACUCUUCCCGAACAAAGUUCCAGAGCCCCUGGAGGACGGCCUGAAGGCCCCGGAGUGCGCCAGCGGCAUGUACAAAGAGACCGUCUACUCCGCCUUCAAUCUGCUCAUGCACUACCCACCCCCCUCGGGAGCAGGGCAGCACCCCCAGCCGCAGCCCACGCUGCACAAGGCCAGUCAGCCUGCCCAUGGUGUCCCCCAACUCUCUCCUCUCUACGAACAUUUCAACAGCCCACACCCCACCCCUGCACCUGUGGACAUCAGCCAGAAACAAGUUCCUAGGCCUCUGCAGACCCCUGACCUCUCUGGCUUCUACUCCCUGACCUCAAGCAGCAUGGGACAGCUCCCCCACACUGUGAGCUGGUUCACCCACCCAUCCUUGAUGCUCGGCUCUGGUGUACCUGGUCACCCAGCAGCCAUUCCCCACCCCACAAUUGUGCCCCCCUCAGGGAAGCAGGAGCUGCAGCCCUACGACCGCAACCUGAAAACACAAGCAGAGUCCAAAGCAGAGAAGGAGGCUAAGAAGCCAACCAUCAAGAAGCCCCUCAAUGCUUUCAUGCUGUACAUGAAGGAGAUGAGAGCCAAGGUCAUCGCAGAGUGCACACUUAAGGAGAGCGCUGCCAUCAACCAGAUCCUGGGCCGCAGGUGGCACGCGUUGUCUCGAGAAGAGCAGGCCAAGUAUUAUGAGCUGGCCCGCAAGGAAAGGCAGCUGCACAUGCAGCUUUACCCAGGCUGGUCGGCGCGGGACAACUACGGGAAGAAGAAGAGGAGGUCGAGGGAAAAGCACCAAGAAUCCACCACAGACCCUGGCUCGCCUAAGAAAUGCCGUGCUCGCUUUGGCCUCAACCAGCAGACGGAUUGGUGUGGUCCGUGCAGGAGGAAAAAGAAAUGCAUUCGGUACUUACCCGGAGAAGGCCGCUACCCCAGCCCCGUUCCUUACGAUGACAGUGCUCUAGGCUGCCCCAGGUCCCCAGCUCCCCAGGACUCACCCUCAUACCAUCUGCUGCCCCACUUUCCCACAGAACUGCUUGCUAGCCCUGCGGAGCAGCACCUACAUCCCCAGAUCUCUCCACUGCUCUCAGCCUCCCAGCCCCAGGGCCCCCACAGGCCCCCCGCAGCACCUUGCAGAGUACACAGGUACAGCAACAGGAAUCUCAGAGACAGGCGGCCUAGCAGGUACAGGACACCUGGCCUCCUCCAGGAGCCUACCCCCUGAGAGGAAGCAACAGAGACCCAGAUUGCAUGGAAAUCAGCCAGGGGUCCUGUUAACUUCAUCUCAGGGUCCAGACCCUGAAGAUUUCAGAGGCUGUACAAUUUCUGCCUGAACCUGACGCCAUCGAUUCAAACUGCUCCAAGUGGUGGGGACUCACAUCUGUGUUGAUGUGUCACCUAAUUAAGGGCGUAUCUUGUA
This is a messenger RNA of Saimiri boliviensis boliviensis (Bolivian squirrel monkey), 1910 nucleotides long. RefSeq names its product transcription factor 7 (gene TCF7). Gene Ontology annotation, molecular function: RNA polymerase II cis-regulatory region sequence-specific DNA binding; DNA-binding transcription factor activity, RNA polymerase II-specific. Gene Ontology annotation, biological process: canonical Wnt signaling pathway; regulation of transcription by RNA polymerase II. Gene Ontology annotation, cellular component: beta-catenin-TCF complex; chromatin. Lineage: Eukaryota; Metazoa; Chordata; Mammalia; Primates; Cebidae. The record is from RefSeq and is a predicted model, not a curated record.